Alnus glutinosa is the source of this 1395-nucleotide messenger RNA. RefSeq names its product carboxylesterase 15-like. Gene Ontology annotation, molecular function: hydrolase activity. The record is from RefSeq and is a predicted model, not a curated record. Lineage: Eukaryota; Viridiplantae; Streptophyta; Magnoliopsida; Fagales; Betulaceae. The coding region runs from base 180 to 1178 and encodes 332 amino acids. The transcript is spliced from 2 exons.
CCCACACCCACCCCUACAAACACAACAAAAAGAAAAUGCCAGUCGAUUGCCACACCAACUGCCGGCCCCCAACUCUUUUGUCGCAUUCUUAAUUCCUUUUCUUCUUCUUCAUCUUCUUCUUCUUAACCCUUCUGAUCACUUCCUUCAAUUCCCUCCGCAGACACCCAAACAGCAAAACAAUGUCCGACACCGUUGCCUCUGCCGCUACUAUUCCACCCCACGUGGUUGACGAUUGCCGAGGUGUCCUCCAUGUCUACAGCGAUGGUUCCAUCGUCCGCUCUUCCAAACCAAGCUUCAACGUCCCCGUCCACGAUGAUGGCUCCGUUCUAUGGAAGGACGUCGUUUUUGACGCCGCUAACAACCUUCAGCUCCGCCUGUACAAGCCGGCCACUUUCUCGCCCUCUUCCACCUCCAAGCUCCCUGUCUUUUACUACAUCCACGGCGGCGGCUUUUGCAUUGGCUCCCGCACCUGGCCCAACUGUCAGAACUACUGUUUCCGCCUCGCUUUGGAGCUGCAAGCCGUGGUCGUGUCUCCGGACUAUCGGCUGAGUCCGGAGAGUCGGCUCCCGGCUGCUAUCGAGGAUGGAUUCUUGGCCGUCAAGUGGCUCCAGGCCCAAGCCGUGUCCAGCGAGCCGGACUCGUGGCUGACUGAGGUGGCUGAUUUUGGUAACAUUUUCUUAUCGGGUGACUCGGCGGGUGGGAAUAUCGCUCACAAUUUGGCGGUUCGGUUAGGAUCCGGGUCGCCCGAGUUGGGUCCGGUUCGGGUGAGGGGAUAUGUUUUAUUGGCGCCGUUUUUUGGUGGCACCGUAAGGACCAAGUACGAGGCUGAAGGACCAAAGGAGGCCUUUCUGAAUUUGGAGCUCAUUGACAGGUUUUGGAGGCUAUCUAUUCCAAUUGGGGAUACUACUGAUCACCCACUUGUAAACCCAUUUGGGCCAUCGAGCCGCAAUCUUGAAGCAGUGGAUCUUGAUCCCAUCCUGGUGAUAGUUGGGGGAAGUGACUUACUGAAAGACAGAGCUGCAGAUUAUGCAAGGCGGCUUAAGAAUUGGGGAAAGAAGAUUGAGUAUGUGGAGUUUGAAGGAAAACAGCACGGUUUCUUCACUAUUGAUCCUAAUUCAGAAGCGGCAAAUGAAUUGAUGCAAAUCAUUCAACAUUUCAUGGCUGAAAAUUCCAGCUAGCGAGGAGUACUGCAUUCGUGGCCAUGUACUUGAAAGCUCUAGUGCAGUGGGUGGUGGUGGGGUGUUUUUGGUGGUUUUUACUUCCUUUUAAGUUGGGCUUCUAUACACAUACAUGCAUUGAAUAAUGUUUAAUUCUCUGGACCUUGGACUCUCCCAUGUGCGUGAUUGCCACUUUUUAAUUAUUUAAUCAAAGAUUUCUUCAGCUUUUUUUCCUUUA